AUGGUUUCAGGCUCGCUCGGCCCAAGACUCCGUGACUCCUUAUCCUCACGUCCUCUCUUUCCGGGCGAAGAGCUUCUGCCUCAGCCGGGCAGCAUCCCCUUCCAGAAGCUUCCCUGGCUGCGCGCGACCAUGGCGGGCCCCCUGGGGUACGAUCUGAAGCCGCGGACGGGCAGCUACACGCUCGGGCUGCCCCGAGGUGACCGGGGAAUGUCUGAUGCGCUGAAGGGCCACUGGGACAACCGAUUUUCCGACAAGAAGUACACCGAUCUCGUCGUCAAAUGCAAAGGCCGAGAGUACAAUGUCCACCGCAUCGUCGUGUGCUCGCAGUGCGCCUUCUUCGACAACGCCUGCAAGCCCGACUCCCCCUUCGUGGAAGCACGCACCGGCGUCAUCGACCUCAGCGAGGAUCCCCCUGAGCUGGUAGAGGUGCUGCUCGCGUACUUCUACAUCCAGGACAUCCCGCUGCACGAGAACGUGCGGCUGAAGGAGGGCCGCAAGACGCGCUUCUUCGCCUCCGUCUACGCCAUGGCCGAAAAGUACCGCGUGGCCGGGCUCAAGCUGCGCGCCUGGGCCGCCUUCCACGACUACCUCAACGCCGGCGAGUGGCAGUCGCCGCACUUUGUCAAGACCAUCGCCUUCGUGUGGGAGCUGACGCCCGAGAAGGACAUGGGCCUGCGCCACGCCGUGCUGAGCGCCGUCGCCCCCCAGCUGCACUGGUUCACCAGCAGGUAUGCCCCGCACUUUGAGGAGGACAUGGACGCGCUGGAGACGUUCUGGGACGACCUGGCGAGGUACCGGAAGGCCUUCCCGGACCUCGAGCGCCGCUUCUGCCCGUCGUGCCUCUCGCAGGUGGCGCUGGAGGUGCGCCCGGCGGGCCUGAGCAAGUGUCCGGCGUGCGGUUUGGAGCACUCGGAAGCGCAGUGGUGCGAGGUGCAGAUUUGGGACGUGCCGGCAGAGAUGGGGACCAACUGGCGCAACAGGGUGCAGGAGCAAGACAGGGCGGUGGUGGCGGCGGCGGCGGCGGCGGCGGCAGCGACGUAG
Diplodia corticola is the source of this 1041-nucleotide messenger RNA. RefSeq names its product btb poz domain protein. The record is from RefSeq and is a predicted model, not a curated record. The transcript is spliced from 3 exons. Lineage: Eukaryota; Fungi; Ascomycota; Dothideomycetes; Botryosphaeriales; Botryosphaeriaceae. The coding region runs from base 1 to 1041 and encodes 346 amino acids. Gene Ontology annotation, molecular function: protein binding.